AGUGAAAACAGCGCUAUAGAGAUAAGUCAAUUGUGUUUACUUAAAUACCGUGUUUUUUUACAUGUGAAACGUGAAAACAUGUUAUAUUGCACACUGUAAACACAAUUAAAGCUUAAAAAAAAAACAGGAAAAACGGGACCUUUAAGUUUCACCUGCUGCAGUUAGAGACGCUAAUUUAGUAAAUGCAUCUGUGGUUUGUAUUUGGGAGAAUGAACAAAAACCUAUCAAAAACAAUUGUAUGGUUUUAGGAUAGGUUAUGUUUUUGACAACAGCUGUAAUGAUGUACAGGGUCAUUCCCAGCUCCACAUGACAGCUUUCACAAUAGUCCUCCAGUUUUUUCAUGUGAUCCGUGCACGGUAUCACAUGAUUAACUGCCAGUAUGAAAACUACCCAAAAGACUGAGACCUACAUAUUGCACAGUAUCUUUUUACAAAAUUAUAACAGGAAAACUGCUUCCCUUCUCGCACACAGCUUAAACGUGGAAGUCUUCAGUUUAGAGGAAACAAAACUAAGUUGUUGCUGAGCUGUUGAACUUCUCUCACUGUUUGUAUCUACACGCUGUAAAAUGGCAGAAAGCAGUAUUUCAUGGGCUCAGGAUCAAUUCAUCUGUCCUGUGUGUCUGGAUCUAUUAAAUUGUCCAGUGGCCAUCCCCUGUGGACACAGUUACUGUAUGAGCUGUAUUACAAAAUGCUGGAAUCAGAAAGAUCAGAAGAGAGACUACAGCUGUCCUCAAUGCAGACAGACCUUCAAACCAAGACCGGCUCUGAGUAAAAACACCAUACUGGCUGGAAUGGUGGAGAAACUGAAGAAGACUGAAGUACAAGCUGAUGUUUCUGCUCAGUGUUCUGCUGGAGAUGUGCCGUGUGACGUCUGUACUGAAAUCAAACACAAAGCUGUCAAGUCGUGUCUGAUGUGUCUGAACUCUUACUGUCAACAUCACCUCCAACAACAUGAGAUUUUCUUCAAAGGAAAGAGACACAACUUGAUAGACGUCACUGGACGACUUCAGGAGAUCAUCUGCCCUCAACAUGAUAGACUAAUGGAGAUUUUCUGUCGUACUGAUCAGCGGUAUGUGUGUUAUCUGUGUAUGAUGGAUGAACACAAAAAUCAUGACACCGUAUCAGCUGCAGCAGAGAGAACUGAGAAACAGAUGAUUUUAGUUGAUACAAAGAAAAAAUACAAUCAGAGAAUGAUACAGAUAGAGAAGGAGCUUAAGGAUGUGAAAGAUGUUAUUAAGUCUCAUAAGCGCUCAGCACAGACAGCAGUGAAGGACAGUGAGAGGAUCUUUUCUCAACUGAUCUGCUCCAUUGAGAGAAGACGCUCUGAGGUGAUACAGCUGAUCAGAGAUCAGGAAAAGGCUGCAGUGAGUCGAGCUGAAGAACGACUGGAGCUACUCAAGCAGGAGAUUGAUGAUCUGAGGAGGAGAGACACUGAGCUGGAGAAACUUUCACACACAGAUGAUCACAUCCAUUUCCUGCAGAGUUUUCAGUCUCUGUCUGUCUCUCUUGAAUGUAAAGAUGAACCCAACAUCACUUUUACUUCUCAACUCUCUUUUGAUGAUGUAAGAAAGUCUGUAUCUAUACUGGAAGAAAAACUUCAGGAUUUCUACAAAGAGAUUGACAAGAUCUAUGAUAGAGUAACAUGCAUCAAAAUUACACCCAACGAUGAACCAAAGACCAGACAGGAGUUCAUAGAAUACUUCUGUCAGCUCUCUCUGGAUACAAACACAAUGAAUAAAAACCUCCAUCCAUCCUGGAGUAACAGAAGGAUUUCAUGGACUGAUAGAGUCCAGCAGUAUCCUGAUCAUCCAGACAGAUUUGAUGAUGUGUGUCAGGUGUUGUGUAGAGAACGUUUAUGUGGACGCUGUUACUGGGAAAUUGAGUGGAGUACUAGUAUUGUAUCUAGUGUUUGUAUAUCAGUGUCAUAUAAGAGCAUCAGUAGGAAGGGUCUGCAUGAUGAAUGUGGGUUUGGAUGUAAUGAUCAGUCCUGGAGUUUGUUUUGCUCUUCCUCCAGGUGGUCAUUCUAUCACAAUAACAAACGCACAGAUCUUCCUGUAGUGUCUCGCUCCUGUAUAAUAGGAGUGUAUGUGGAUCACAGUGCAGGAUCUCUGUCCUUCUACAGAGUCUCUGACACAAUGAAGCUCAUACACAGAGUCCAGACCACAUUCACUAAACCUCUUUAUCCUGGGUUUUGGCUAAGACCACAAUCAACAGUUAAACUCUGUGAUCUAUAAAUAUAUUUUAUAUCUGUAUGUGUAUCACUGUUUAUUAUUGUUCUUAAAACACUGUCAAAUGCAGGACAAAUUUUGAAAGAUUCUUGUAUAAAAAUUUUAUAUGAACGUUAAAUAAAGCAGUCAGGUUGAUGUGCUCGUUAAUGUAAGAAACUUCAAAUCGGAUUUUAUCUUUGAUCUUCUAAAGAGUGUUUUUCCCUAAAGAGCAGCAUGAAUAGAAUUUGUGUUUUUGUAAAGACAACCAUUCUCUCGUUUCACAGACAAGUGCAUCUUUUAAAAGCUGUAAUUUUGCCCGUGCAGCUCCGGAUGUGGCAAUGGCAAGUACAUGGGUCCUAAGGAUGGUCAUGAGCUUUAUCUUUCAGGCUUGGACUUACAGCAUGCUGAGGCGGCGUUCGUGGGUGGUUCAUGUGUUCAUGUGAGGCCAUGACCCUCCUGGAUUUGCAGAGAUGGGUGUGGUACCUCCAGGAAACCCCCCCCCCCCCACUGUUGCACAGCUCCGCCAAAGGUGCGGCACAGAAGCUCUGGAAGGACGAUCUCCGCAUUACUGUGUUCAAUAGGUCCCUGGGUUUGCCCUCAGGCUCUCAACACAGUGAUCCAGUGCCAGCAGAGGUUGCCGGGUGGCUUGGAGUGGACUCAACCUACCAUUCCCGAACCGUCCCGCUAGAUGAUUGGUACUUUGGGGCUGCUCGGGCAUCUCAACCCUCACCCCCGGUACCAUUCUUUCCUUGAGGUACAUGACGAGCAUACUCGGGCAUGGAGGACCCUGUUUGCAAUCUGCCAUUUCAUCUGUCACCCCUUUCCUCUCGACGUCGGGCCGCUAAAGGUUAUUUUGGUAUCCCAACAUUGGAGUGCCCAGUGGCGAUGCAACUGUGUCCCGCCAGUGCCGCUGCCUCCUAAAGGGACCGGACGUUUCUUACCUCGUGGGUAACAGAGACUAAAACCUCCACCCCCUCCCUCUAUUCCUCCUUGGAACCUGUCCAUGGUGCUGAAAGUCCUUCAGGACAUUCCCUUCGAGCCUCUGCACUCCAUGAGUACUUAGUUUCUCACAAUGAAAACUUUAACGCUCAUUGCAUUGGCCUCCGUUAAGAGGAUAGGGGACCACUAUACAUAUUUGGUUGAAGAUUUGUGCCUUCAGUUCGGACUGGCCAAUUCCAGCGUAAUACUGAGACCCCGGAAUGCUACGUGCCCAAGGUUCCCACCACUCCUUUUACCUUUUAGAGAUCAGGUGGUGAGCAUGCAAGCGCUGCCCCCAGAGGAGGCAGACCCAGCCAUGGCUUUGUUAUGUCCUGUAUGCACACUGGAGUUUUACAUUUGCAGAACGCAAAGCUUUAGGACCUCAGAUCAGAUCACCAAGCGAGUUUGCUUUCCAGUUUGAUAGUUCACUAUCGUGGGUUAAAUAACGGUAAAAAGGCCUUCUGCAGUAAGUCCAGGUUACACCUCUUAUCAUUUUAGAGACAAAAGGUUUACGCAGGCACUAGGGCUGUGCAUCGAUGAAUCUCGUUCCCCAUUAAAAUACCUGUUUGAAAUCGAUUCUGAAUCGCAAGGCUCCGAUUUUGUGUUUCAUGCACAGCUUGUGCAUGUACUACGACUCUGAUCAGUAGGAAGUCCUUAUCAAUCUAUAAUCUCUUUGAGUUUGAGUCAUUUAUAACGUGCAUUUAAAAAAGCAACACUCUAUAAACAAAAUCAUUCAAAAUAUUCUUUAUUAUCAUGAAAAUACCUGAAACAAUCUCAAGAACAGCUAUAUAAAUAUGCCUCUAAAUAUUUCCUGGAAUAGCGUUUGUAAUGAUACUUCUUCUGUGGCACAAAUGCCGUUUCUGCACAAGAGCGCCCUCUGACUUUUGGAUGUGGCGGCAUUUCACCGUAAUUCAUUCAAAUUCAUUCAUUGAAAAAACAUGCAUUUGCACGAUUAAUUGUCACAGCCCUAGCAGGCACUGGUAGGGGCAUCUUAAGUGGCGCUUUGGUAGGGAUUCCCAAUUCGUUGGUCAUAACGUGACGACUUAGUGACCGACUCAAAGGGAGCAUCUCCGUUACAUAUGUAACUAUUGUUCACUGAAGAAAGGGAAAGGAGAUGUUAUGUCGCCACAGUUUGUUGUAGCAUUGCUAAUGUCCACCGGGUGCUAGAUGCUCUGCUUUCUCAGCGUAAAUAGCUGAUUUGGUAUUGCACCUGAUGUUUGUUAAAUACUCGUGUGGCGGGGCCUGCAGAUGCAAAUACCUGCAUGCCAAAUUUAUUGAUGUUUUAAUAGCUUUUUGAAGUAAACUGGUCCCCGCAAAGUGGUUCCCAAUUCGUAGGUCACAAUGUGACGUCGCUGUUCCCUUCCUUUAGGGAAUAAGGGUUACAUAUGUAACCGAGACGUUCAGGGGCCCGUUCUUGUAUGUGCCUUACUACAUCCGAGAUCAAAUGAGACAUCUAAGAUGUUCAGAUCUCGCUAAUUCGGAUCUUGCUUAUUCUGAUCUUUUAACACUCCUGCUGUUGAUGAUUAAUAUGGCAGGAUUGAAUUAUCUGAGAUCACUGCGCGUUUGUGCAAUGCAUAAAAAGGCAAUACAUGUCGAUAGUAGAAACAAUGAUCAGCAACACUGUGAUUGACCGGUUGUUACAAUGGCCAAGAACACACCCCUUUUUUUUACCCCUUGCAGUGUGUGAACUAUUGAAUGAAGGUUAUUGUGAACUUUUUAUGAAGCUUAAUUUGUAAACCUAGCUAAAGCUAUUUUUCUGAUUCACUGUUUUCUACAUAAAAACACCCUAUAUAAUGUAAAUCUCGAUAUCUUGAAUUUUUAUGUCAAAGAUUAAAAUCAAUGAUUGUAAUCAAAAUUUGAUGCUCCUAAAGUACUUUAUGUCUCUUUUAAAAACAGUUGGUGGUCCUGCAUCUUCAUGUCAUGUGAUGUCUCUAAACUGAUUGAUUGUACAGAUAAUCUCUGGAGGCUGUUGCUCUCUUUUAAACCCACAGCCAAUGCAACACAUUAAUUGCUAAUAAAUUCACUUGAAUCUC
Paramisgurnus dabryanus is the source of this 5217-nucleotide messenger RNA. Its product is annotated as tripartite motif-containing protein 16-like. The record is from RefSeq and is a predicted model, not a curated record. NCBI's taxonomy places the organism in Eukaryota, Metazoa, Chordata, Actinopteri, Cypriniformes, Cobitidae. Gene Ontology annotation, molecular function: protein binding; zinc ion binding.